This is a messenger RNA of Enterospora canceri, 1545 nucleotides long. The record is from the annotation of a GenBank genome assembly. Lineage: Eukaryota; Fungi; Microsporidia; Enterocytozoonidae.
AUGCAUGUUGAAGAACUAUUUGAAGAAGAAAUCAACUCAGUUAGUUCAACUGAUGAUGGUGUGUACCUUGAAAUACUGAUUGAUAACAAGAGUAGCAUAUUACACACCAUCAAUAUGGCACUCGGAGAUCAGCUGAUGUUUCUAUCACGUUUUAACUUUUGCAUUAAGAUUGACUAUAUUCAUUUAUGCAAUAAGUAUCCUGUUGAAUACAGAAAAUUACUCAACCUUAAUCAAACCACAAUAACGAUAAACAGGUUUCUCAACAACAUGAUCAAAAAAGUAUUGGGCUGGCUCAACUAUACUAAUAUAGAAGCAAUUACAGCUAAUAAUCACAAGAUGUCCAACCAGCUUACAGUUAAUCCGGUAUACUAUUUUACGAUGAGUUUUACUGGUUUCACAGUACUAAAUACUCAGCCAGUCAUUCUAGAACAACGAGAAAUCAUCCAAAAUGGUGUCACAUGCGAUAAUCACUACGUCAAUCAAAAGAAGUUAUUUUUCAUUGAAGUUACAGUGGAAAAAUACUCAGGUAAACAGUUGGAAAAUGGCCCAGAUCAAUAUCUUCAUACAAAGAAUUACAUAUGUGGGAAUAAUACUUGUCCCAACAAAACCAUUCUCAUGACAACUCUCACAAAAACAUUCUACUUUACAGAAAAUGAUAGAGUUUUCAAAGAAAAUCAUGAAAAAACAAAAAAUUAUUGCGACACCUGCAAAAACAAGUUAUCUCUGUAUUUAGAAGAGGUGAUUUACACAUACGAAUACAAUAUUCAUUAUAGAAACAUGAUUUAUAAUGGAAUUUCACACUGUAACUUAGAAGAUGGCUUCUAUUUGAUUGCAGGUUAUUUAGAAAGAAACCAUUUGGGACACAACAACUUUAUGAUAUUAGAAGCAACCAAGAAAGAAGACUGGAUUUACAAAUCAAAAUACGAUUUAUCUGCUGAAACAAUUGAUGAAUACCUAUCAGAGUAUAUACGACUAUUCAAGAUUGAUCAAAUAACACCAGACCUGAAGUGCUUAAUCAUCAUUUUGAAUAUGUUCAAUAUCAUUGAUUAUAGAGUAGCACAAAAUAACAAUAUUGUAAUGCAAUAUUAUAGGAACUUCAAAGUGAUCAUUUACACAAAUGAUGUCAGGUACGUCACACACAUCGCUAAACUGUUUCUAAGACAAAUCAACAUCUCCAAUAUCAAUGACUUGGGAGCAAACAGGGCUUUAAUCAUUCUUGAUUUGGACUGUAAAAUGCCAAAGAAAUAUGAUAUCAGGAAAUUCAAUUGCUUUAAAUUGCAAUUUAACGAAUACCCAUCAUAUCAAUACAAUAAGGCUGAUGAAAUCAAUUUGGAGCAGAAUUUCUAUAGUGAUCUUAACACAGAAACAAUACAGGAGAUUUAUUUGACUCUCAGAAAGUUGCACAAGGGAUCAAUUCCGCCUGAGAAUCUACUGAAUCUUACUGAUCUACUUUUCCAUUCGAUAACCUCAAUCACCAAGAACGUGUUUAAGGAUCCGUUUAUAAAGAGGGUUCUCCUGACACUCUUUUCCAAAUCAAUUGUUUAG